AUGCCAGUCACUCUCGUGCUGGGCUCGCAAUGGGGCGACGAAGGCAAAGGCAAGCUCGUCGACAUCCUCGCUACCUCUGCUGAUCUCGUCUGCCGUGCCGCCGGGGGCAACAAUGCGGGCCAUACCAUUGUGGUCCACGAUGUGACCUACGACUUCCACAUCCUCCCCUCUGGCCUCAUCAAUCCUUCCUGCAAAAUAAAUCUCAUCGGCACCGGCUGUGUCGUGCACAUCCCCAGCUUUUUCAAAGAACUCAAGGCGCUGGAAGAGAAAGGCCUGGUGGGCGUGCGGGAGCGCAUUCUGAUCUCAGACCGUGCUCACGUAUGCUUUGACUUGCACGGCGUCGUGGAUGGCAUCUCCGAAGACAAAUCCAAGAACGUCGACGGCGGCAAGAACGUGAUUGGCACCACUCGCAAGGGCAUCGGCCCAUGCUACAGCGACAAGGUCGCCCGGAGAGGCGUGACUUUUUGGAUGCUCGUCAACGAACAACAGCGGUGGGAGAGGCGCCUGCGGGACCUGGAAGCCAACUACCGCAAAUUGUACGGCGACGCGGCACUGCAGGGUUACAGCCUGGAAGAGGAAAUCCAGAAGUUGCGCGGAUAUCGGGAAGAGCUUCAGCAAUACGUCGUCGACCAGACGCCCUUGCUGGCACAGGCCGUCGGAACCAAGGGCAUGGCCACAGCGAACUCGAACGGCGCUGGUGCUCGCCAGCCCAACGUCUUGAUCGAGGGUGCCAAUGCACUCCUUCUGGACAUAGAUCAUGGCACAUAUCCUUACGUCACGUCCAGCAAUACCGGCCUGGGCGGCGUCUUCACCGGUCUUGCAGGCCUCUCUCCUCAAUCUCUCUCAGCGCCGGGAAGCAACAUCGUCGGCGUGGUAAAAGCGUACACCACCCGCGUCGGCGCCGGCCCUUUCCCCACCGAGCUCAGCCGCGAAAUCUCUCCCAAGGACGCCGAAUACGGCGAGCGGCUCCAACAGGUCGGCCGCGAAUGGGGCGUCACGACGGGCCGCAAGCGGCGCUGUGGCUGGUUCGACCUCGUCCUGGUCAAGUACUCGGCGGCCGUGAACUGCUACACACAACUCAACCUGACCAAGCUCGACGUCCUGGAUGGCUUUGAGGAAAUCCGCGUGGCCACGGCGUACAAGGUCAACGGCAAGACACUACCCGGUUUUCCCGCGGAUCUGGAUAUGAUGGAGGAAAUGGAGAUCGAGUACAAGACCUUCAAGGGGUGGUUGACUAAGACCACUGGCUGCACGAGAUUCGAAGACCUGCCUGACCAGGCGAGGGAGUAUGUCGGGUUCAUCGAGCAAGAGGUCGGAGUACCGAUUAAAUGGAUCGGCACCGGUCCGAGGAGGGAGGACAUGUGUAUCCGCUAA
Messenger RNA from Fonsecaea multimorphosa CBS 102226, 1374 nucleotides. RefSeq lists its product as uncharacterized. Gene Ontology annotation, biological process: 'de novo' AMP biosynthetic process; IMP metabolic process. NCBI's taxonomy places the organism in Eukaryota, Fungi, Ascomycota, Eurotiomycetes, Chaetothyriales, Herpotrichiellaceae. The coding region runs from base 1 to 1374 and encodes 457 amino acids. The transcript has a single exon. Gene Ontology annotation, cellular component: cytoplasm. The record is from RefSeq and is a predicted model, not a curated record. Gene Ontology annotation, molecular function: GTP binding; adenylosuccinate synthase activity.